Messenger RNA from Ustilaginoidea virens, 1692 nucleotides. RefSeq lists its product as uncharacterized. The record is from RefSeq and is a predicted model, not a curated record. Gene Ontology annotation, molecular function: sphingosine-1-phosphate phosphatase activity. Gene Ontology annotation, cellular component: endoplasmic reticulum membrane. Lineage: Eukaryota; Fungi; Ascomycota; Sordariomycetes; Hypocreales; Clavicipitaceae. The transcript has 4 exons. The coding region runs from base 1 to 1692 and encodes 563 amino acids.
AUGAGCGGCACGCGACGCGACGCUCCGCCGACAUGCACCACGUCUGCUGCUGCUGCUGCUGCUGCUGCCGCUGCUGCUGCUGCUUCAAGGACCGACAACGUCGUCGAUGCGGGGCUGAAAAGCGUCAAUCAUUACAAGAGGGCGCUUCCACGAUGGCGGUAUAACCUCCGGCAGCAGGUACUGCCGUUGAUCAGGUGGGAGACACCGUAUCUGUCAUGGAUGCAGGAAAAACUUCGCACGCCGGCGCUCGACAGUUACUUUGCCAUUACGGCCAACCUGGGGACUCACACCUUUUUCAUGAUUGGAUUGCCUAUUUGUUUCUGGUGCGGAUGGGCGUCUCUUGGCAAAGGUCUGGUUCACAUGCUCGCUCUCGGCGUUUUCUGGACGGGCUUCAUCAAAGACUUUUAUUCGCUCCCUAGACCACUCUCGCCGCCGUUGCACCGAAUCACAAUGUCUGGAUCUGCUGCUCUGGAGUACGGGUUCCCGUCGACACAUAGCGCCAAUGCCGUGUCGGUCGCUGUGUAUGGCCUCUUCAGCUUGCACGACCCCGAAAACACGCUGGGCCCGACGGCCAAGGUCGUUCUGGAGUUUCUCUCGUACUUUUAUGCCGCCUCCGUCGUCUUUGGUCGACUCUACUGCGGCAUGCAUGGCUUUUUGGACGUCAUUGUUGGUUCCACCAUCGGCGCGGCCAUCGGGCUCCUUGAGUUCUACCACGGACCGACACUCGACGCCUUGAUGCAUUCCAGCUCGUGCAUGGCCCCCGUCGUAGCAGGCCUGAUUGUCAUCAUCUUUGUUCGCAUACACCCCGAGCCAGCGGACGAUUGCCCCUGCUUUGACGACAGCGUGGCGUUUGCCGGGGUGGUCAUUGGAGUCGAGUUUGGAACCUGGACGUAUGGCAAGAUCCCGUCGGAUCCCUGGGAGACUCAUGCCUACGGCAGAGGGGCCAUUGACGUGGCUGCGCUGGGACCCUGGGUCAAUGCGGCCAGAAUCGUGUUUGGCGUCUUGGUCAUUUUCGCCUGGAGGGAAACGAUGAAGCCCGCUCUUCUCAAGCUGCUGCCGCAUCUGUUCCGCCUCAUGGAAAAGUACGGCUGGGACCUGCCGCGGCGCUACUUCACCCCCGCAAGCGAGUACAAGUCGGUCCCCCCCGGAUCCCGCCUGGACACUCUGUUCCCCAAGGCCUCCGACUUCCCCCGCAUGGUGGAAGGCAUCCGGCAUCCGACGACUCGAGGACGCUCAGUCUCCAUCGGGCCCCAGAGCGCCGCAGAUGCGUACGAGGCACUUGCUUACAGGGAGCGGCGGCGGAGGGAAAGCAUCAGCAGCAACCAAAGUCCGCGGAGCAAAUCUAGCCAUCUGGAUCUACAGGGCAAGGACGAGCACCAUCCGUCUGGAGGGAGUGCCCAGACGUCGGGGCUACAGAAGCCCGACUCCCACGGGGUCGAGCAGGGUGACGGCGACGCGUCGGCGGGGAAGGUAGCGGAGCAGAAGGGUGCUGCCAUGCAGCAGGACGACGAGCUUGAAGAUGACGAGGCAAUGUUCUCGCGUCUGGUUCGCCCGCGCGUGAGGUAUGACGUGGAAGUUGUGACGAAGCUGGUGGUUUACACAGGCAUUGCGUGGUUCGCCACGGCGCAAAUCCCCAUCAUGUUUGAGUAUGUCGGUCUUGGGACGAACCACCUGGCGGUGCAGCUGGCAUGA